GACAGUGAGAGAAAACGGCCCGGUCUCAGGGACGGGAAUGGCGGCGGUCCCGCGGCUGUGGCCGCUGCUCUGGCUGCUGCUGCUGGCCGCGGCUUUCGCUGCCCCCGAGCAAGAAGGCGGCCGCGAGCGAGACUUCCCACCUCACCAGGAGCAGCAGAAGCCGCCGCCGCCGCCGCACCAGCAGCCCGGGCUGCAAGGGCCGGAGCCGCCCCGGGUUGAGAAAGGACCUACCCUUGUUGUUCCCGUCCAUUCUAUGAGUGGAGAUUCUUCAGAUAAAACUAACCUGGGAUUUAUCCAUGCAUUUGUGGCUGCAAUUUCUGUCAUCAUUGUUUCAGAAUUGGGCGAUAAAACCUUCUUCAUUGCUGCUAUUAUGGCAAUGCGUUACAAUCGCUUAACAGUGUUGGCUGGUGCAAUGUUGGCCUUAGGGCUGAUGACGUGUCUCUCUGUUUUAUUUGGGUAUGCUACCACCGUAAUUCCCAGAAUAUAUACCUACUAUGUGUCAACAGCACUCUUUGCAAUUUUUGGUAUCCGAAUGCUUCGAGAAGGCUUGAAGAUGAGCGCAGAUGAAGGUCAGGAAGAAUUAGAGGAAGUACAAGCAGAACUCAAAAAGAAAGAUGAAGAACUCCAGAGAAUGAAACUCUUAAAUGGGCCCGGAGAUAUGGAAGCGGGUACGGGCCCUGUAAUACCUCAGAGGAAAUGUCUGCAUUUUAUUUCUCCAAUUUUUGUGCAAGCAUUCACUUUAACAUUCCUAGCUGAAUGGGGUGACCGCUCCCAGUUGACCACCAUUGUUCUGGCAGCAAGAGAGAACCCCUACGGUGUGGCGGUGGGUGGAACAGUUGGUCAUAGUUUGUGUACUGGCUUAGCAGUGAUUGGAGGAAGAAUGAUAGCACAAAAAAUCUCGGUUCGAACUGUGACAAUCAUAGGAGGCAUUGUUUUCUUAGCAUUUGCAUUCUCUGCAUUAUUUAUAAGCCCAGAUGUUGGAUUUUAGCAGGAAUAUUUUUUUCCCCCUUUUCCUUGAAAUACAAGAAUUAGAGCCAGUGACUGCCAUUUGGCUCCCUGUAUAUAAUGUACAGCUACUUAUUCAAACAAGCACUGAAGGUGGGAUGCUGUAAUUUUUAUAGUAACGAUUAGUUUGGUAUGUUUUGUAGAUACAGAGCUCUGCUGGACAAUAACAUGAUCUAUAUAUUUGGGAUAUGAAUAAUGUACAUUUGGCUUACUAUACCGGCUCAGAUAAACCGAAGUUCAGCUCCUGAAAUUUUAUUUUAGUUAUUUUGCUGGCAGAUGUCCCAAAAAAACCCCACUGCUUGACAGCCCCCUUUGAUUUUAUUUCUCAAGUACGUGGUUCCACAGUCAGAAAGGAAGAGCUAUGCCAACAAUUAAGUCAUCUCCUCAAGACAAUGGACGUGUGGACUUGUGGAAAAAUCAGGAUACUUUGAUAGAGAACGUGCUAAUUCAGAAACGGUCUCAAAAUACACAAUCCAUCUAGAUAUUUACAGAUCAAUUUUUGUAUUUUACUGAACAUUUGAUGCAUUUUCAGAUUAAAAUAUUCUUAAAAACGAUCAUUGUUUUUUUUUAGUAAAUAUAAUAAUAUGGGAGAACGUGGAUAACAACUAGGCGUCUCCUAUGAUAGAAUUGUAAUUAAAAUGAGUUCUGGUUUCAUUCAGAGGAAAAUAAUGUGUAUUGUCCAAUAUUUUAUAUUUUUAGUGGUUGUACCCAUUUCUUUUUACUCCAGUACCUUUGAUGGACAAAUAUUUCAUGAUUGCUGGUGUUUUUAAUUUUGAAUCAUGCUGCUUGUCAGUUAUUGAAAGCAAUAAUUUGACAUUGAUUCAGUUCACAUGCAUUGUUCUAAGCUGUGCCAUGAUUUUGCUUUAGAACCCUGCGUGGACUCAGCCAUUUGGUACAUAAGCCCUGGUCUUUUAACUUGGUGUUAUGCAAACCCAGUUAGAUGUAAUAUUUAACAAUUUGUUGGCUUAAUGUAAAUAGUGGAUCUAGCCAUAGUAUCUCAGAUGUUAUCCUGCUAAAUGUGUUUUACAUAAAGUAUGGCAUUGCAGCAAUAUGAAGCAACCCCUUUCCAAAUUAAAGCUUUAUUCCUAGUCAAACUAAUACUGCAAUAUGAAGGCUGAGAUAAGUUUGAUCAAGUGGGAGAGGUCCAAACUACCUCUCCUUUUUGCCCUAUGAUGUUGGUUUUUUUUUUUACUAUGAUCUAGAAAUUCAGAAGCCAUCCAAAGGAACCUGGGGUCCAAAGCAUUUCCCCUGUUUAUAUUAUGCGCCUGGUCUAGGAGAGAAUUUACAUCAAGCUAUUUGCUGGUCUGAACCAAUAUCUCUUCCCAUUUCUUGGAAUGAAAUUAGAUUCUUGAAAAUAGCGAAUUCAGUGAAUGCUAUUCAUAUUUUUGGGUCUCUCAGCAGGAUUUUGGAUUUGCCAAUUGCUGUCACUGAGCUAUAUAGUUGUCCAUUUUGUAACCAAAAGGGGGGGAAAAAAAAGAAAGAAUCCAGUUUGUAAAAGAUGGGUAUCACGCUGGAAAGAUUGCUUUAAAAUAAACGCUUUUGUAAAGAC
Molecule: messenger RNA, 2554 nt
Organism: Protobothrops mucrosquamatus (brown spotted pit viper)
Lineage: Eukaryota; Metazoa; Chordata; Lepidosauria; Squamata; Viperidae
Gene: TMEM165
Product: transmembrane protein 165
Exons: 6
Coding region: 38-988 (316 amino acids)
Biological process (GO): Golgi calcium ion homeostasis; calcium ion transmembrane transport; manganese ion transmembrane transport
Cellular component (GO): Golgi apparatus
Molecular function (GO): manganese ion transmembrane transporter activity; calcium ion transmembrane transporter activity
Source: RefSeq, a predicted model, not a curated record